Messenger RNA from Clonostachys rhizophaga, 753 nucleotides. The record is from the annotation of a GenBank genome assembly. NCBI's taxonomy places the organism in Eukaryota, Fungi, Ascomycota, Sordariomycetes, Hypocreales, Bionectriaceae.
AUGAAGCGCUCACGAGAGCCCGAAGAAGCUAUAGAAUCCGGGCCCGAUGCCGAAGUUUCUCUACGCCCUGCGGUCAAGUAUACUGAGCUAGACUCGGCAGUGGAAAGCGGAGACGAAGACGACCAGAACUCGGUAGCCAUGCGAUGCUCCCUACCCCCCCAUAAGGAACCUCUCAAGUUCACGACGUAUGGCGACUAUGAAACCCAUUACAGCAAGUUCCAUACAAACCGAUGCCUAGAAUGCCGGAAGAAUUUCCCUUCGCACCACCUUCUCGGACUUCAUAUCGAGGAAUUCCAUGACCCUCUCGUCGUCAUUAAGAGAGACAAUGGUGAACAUACUUAUUCCUGUUUUGUUGAAGGUUGCGAGAGGAAGUGCAUGACUCAUCAGAAGCGACGCAUGCACAUGAUUGACAAGCACAUGUAUCCCAAGAAUUUCUUCUUCGCCAUUACUAAAGACGGCAUCGACGGUAGACGAUCACUGCUCACAGAGAAUGGCCACCACAGAAGACGAUCAUCCACAGCAACGACCCAAUCGAAGGAGCCCCGGCGCCGAGACAGCUUAAAGGGGCAGGUCGAGACUCAGACUGACAAGACUCCCAAGAAGCCAUCAGCAGAAAACAAGGCAUCGAAGCAAGCAGCACCCGAGAAAGGCGACAAGGAGAUGACGGAUCUCACAGACGCCAUGUCCUCACUACAGUUCGUGCCGCCCAGCAUUCGUUUCGGGCGUGGGCGAGCAGGAUUCUCAAAGACUUGA